Molecule: messenger RNA, 1198 nt
Organism: Neurospora tetrasperma FGSC 2508
Lineage: Eukaryota; Fungi; Ascomycota; Sordariomycetes; Sordariales; Sordariaceae
Exons: 2
Coding region: 1-879 (292 amino acids)
Biological process (GO): vesicle fusion; intracellular protein transport
Cellular component (GO): SNARE complex; endomembrane system
Molecular function (GO): SNAP receptor activity; SNARE binding
Source: RefSeq, a predicted model, not a curated record
AUGUCGAAUCCCAAUGCCCUCCUCCUUCUCGCUGACCACAUCAAGCUGUCGCUUCUUGAACGGCAAAGAGCAAAGACGUUGAAGCUGUCGAGCGACACCCAAGAUGGCCACAUUUCGCGAUCACUUGACCAGUUUCGUGAGGGUCUUGAAUCUCUCCGAGCCGAGCAUCAGCGUCUCCAUGAAGCCGGCGACGAAGCAAAGGCCUCCACGCUGAACGAUACGCUCUCGUCGCUCCAAAAACAGUUUGACGACCUCACAUCCCAAUUCCACGGCUACGCUUCGCCUGCUACCACCUCAACACUCACCCAACCCAACGACCCUUCUCUCGCCCAAGACUUUGCCCAUGCCCAAUCCUCGAAACCCAUAGCCGCGUCCACGACGACUCCCCCGCCCAUACAACGUCGUGCCUCCAAGACUGUCCGUUUCUCGUCACCCAACAGUGACCUCGAAGCCCAAGCCUCUACCGCCAACAAGUCUGCUCGCUCCCAGCUAUUUCCAUACCGCGAUGACCCCGUCUUGGAUGACGACUCAGCUGGCUAUCGCGACACCAUCGAUGGGCAAGAUAUGGACAACACUCAGAUACACGCCUAUCAUCAGCGGAUUCUGGAAGAGCAGGACGCCCAACUUGACGCUCUAGGAGCUAGCAUCUCACGGCAACGCGAGCUGAGUAUGCAAAUUGGCGAUGAGUUGGACAACCAGGUCACGAUGCUGGAUGAGAGCGAACGGGCGGUGGAUAGACAUCAAAAUGCCUUGGAUCGAGCAAGAGAUCGGGUGGGACGUUUUGCGAGGGCAGCAAACAACAGCGGAGAGGGAAAGCAGAUGGGCAUCAUCCUGGCACUGAUCAUCAUUUUGGUGCUUCUGAUUAUUAUACUCAAGUGAGUGUAUGGGGCGAGUCUAAAUGGAAAUGCCCCAAGACACAUUUGCUUCGGUGGACAGACAUUAUUACAAGUUUGUCAGGCAAGUGUUUCCUCAACAGGCCAACAUGAGAAGAACAUCUACGGCAGGCUUUGGAGGACCUCUCAUUCACAUUCUCAUCCUUUUCCUUGAACUUGUGUUUGUUGGACUGGGUACAAUCAUGGGUAUUUGAAUUUCACAUUGGCGUGAGGCAUCGCAUCAUGUACAACGGUCGCUUAUACAGCAAGCGCUUUGUGGUACAGGAUGGUCAUUCAAUCUUUCUCGAAUUCGAAUUAACAUACAC